Messenger RNA from Rana temporaria (common frog), 2536 nucleotides. RefSeq names its product ST3 beta-galactoside alpha-2,3-sialyltransferase 2 (gene ST3GAL2). The record is from RefSeq and is a predicted model, not a curated record. Lineage: Eukaryota; Metazoa; Chordata; Amphibia; Anura; Ranidae. The transcript is spliced from 5 exons. The coding region runs from base 138 to 851 and encodes 237 amino acids. Gene Ontology annotation, molecular function: beta-galactoside (CMP) alpha-2,3-sialyltransferase activity.
UUCUAUGCAGGAUUGAGAAUAGUUCUCUAAUUUUCCGUUUUUAGUGCAGAACGGGAGAAUCUGAUUGGUCAUCUAGUUGUUCCUUUAGGGAAUUUUGUGUCCAUGACCUUUUUGAUUUUUUUUUUCUCCCUGUAUAGAUGCUGCAGCCACAGUUCAGGUCUCCCACCACGCCAAAGAUCUUGUCGCAGCUCUUCCAGAUCAUCCCUGGAAAGAACCCGUACAAGCAGCGCAAUCCGUUGGUGUGCCGCCGCUGCGCUGUGGUUGGUAAUUCAGGCAACUUGCGAGGUUCCGGCUAUGGAAAAGACAUUGACGGCCACAAUUUCAUCAUGAGGAUAAACCAGGCCCCGACACUCGGCUUUGAGAACGACGUCGGCUCGAAGACCACUCACCAUUUCAUGUACCCCGAAAGCGCAAAAAACCUUCCGCCCAACGUCAGCUUCGUCCUGAUCCCAUUCAAAGCUCUGGACCUGCUGUGGAUCACCAGCGCCCUCUCCACGGGGCAAAUCCACUUCACAUACGCCCCGGUGAAGGCCUUUCUGCGGGUGGAUAAGGAUAAGGUCCAAAUCUACAAUCCAGCUUUCUUUAAAUACAUCCAUGACAGCUGGACAAAACAUAAAGGCCGCUACCCUUCCACCGGCAUGUUGGUCCUUUUCUUUGCCCUUCAUGUCUGCGAUGAGGUGAAUGUUUUUGGUUUUGGUGCGGACAAUCAUGGUAACUGGCAUCACUACUGGGAAAACAACCGCUACUCUGGAGAAUUCCGCAAAACCGGGGUGCACGACGCAGACUCUGAGGCGCUGCUGAUCGACACCUUGGCCCGUGAAGGGAAAAUCAAAGUGUAUCGCAGUACAUGAGGCCCCAUCUGGGCCACACACCCACACUACUACCAGCCCACAUGACUGACAAGAUACCCGGGGCGGCACGCCUCUCAGGAAUUUAUCACCAACCAGGAUCGCAGCAAGCUGCCAUUUUGUUACCGUGGCUCCCUGAGGAUUUGCUGUCUGCGGUUGUUAUGCCACUGUAUAUGAUUUUCUUUCUUGGAUGCCAAAUUCUGGAUCACCGGCAGAUGUGUUGGUGUCAUCAGAGGCACUUGUAUGUUCCUGCCGUUAUUCUGUCUUUACGAUUUUUUUCAAACUGGAAGAUUACUUGCAUCUCUUUCAAACGAAUCCUGUGCACUGGUGUUGGAGAAGAGCUAAUGCAUCCCAGCCACUUGGCCUCAUCUUCAUUAAGCUAAAUGUCGUGCACGUAUUACAGAAAUCUUAGUAACUAUGAGCUCUGCAGACUGGAUUUUUCCACAUUUGUAAUUUGCAGGACCUGUAUUGUACAUAAGCCACCCAACGAGGGGUGCCCCGGGUUCCCAGGGCAGUUUAACGGGGGGUUUUACUUUGUUCACUUUAUUGACAAUCUGUUGGAGGGUAUCUAGCUGAGCUUGUACAAUCCUCAUUGCUGCAUCAGCCAAUCGUUUUUGUAGGCCUUAAUAUUCGAUGCUCCAUUUCUGCUGCUCGUGGAUUUAUCUGGAGAGAACCCUGACUUUAAGGGCAGCUCCGCCUCCAAAGAGCCGUAGGAGGUGACCAUUCGGUACGACUAAUCCCUACGUUAGGGCGAAGCGGUCACUUCCAAGAGGAAUAAAGCUAGUCUUGGAGGUGACAAGACCCGUUCUUUGCGGUAGAGGUGGAGCUGUCUAUGAGUGGGCCUGGUCACCCGUGGAAGAUUCCAGUAAGCAUGAUGGUGCGCCUGGGAAGGAGGCCAUCAUGUUGGUUUGUAUAGUUUAACGGCAGCUCAUUCAUUUCUGAACAUUGAAAGUCCAUUGUCUAAACUCUUUAUGAAGGGUUUGGUUCUGUAAAAAGAUUUCUGGCACCCCUUGGGGCCCCAUAGUGUUAUACCGCAUCUGUAUUUUGAGUCAAAAGACAUUUUCUCUUGUGUUUUUUGUUUUUUUGUUAUAUUGAACAGUGGUUCAUUCUCCAAAGCCAAUGAGAAGCCUCUAUAGUGUCACAGGAGACGGCGGAGGGUUGGAAAGGAUCCUGUAGGGAGGAAACUAUAACUGGACUUGUGCUUAUUGGUGCUGAACAGAAGGGGGUCCUGGGUCGGACCCCAAUUCACACACCAGUGUUUGUUUUUAUGUAAAAUGCUCCCAACAUCCAGAACAUGUGGCAGAGGUUGUACAAUGCUGUUCAAUUGUGUGAUCCUUCUCCUGCUGUCCGACCUUGUCAGAGAUGUGGCCAAUGUCUGCUAUGCUCUCCUAAUGAAGACCUAGGGAACUGAGCCAGCAGUAUAUAGAUUUGUUACAUUUUUUAUAUUAGAAUCUGGCAGAGAAGCCUGUACAUAAAUGGUAAAUGGACAAUCCCAUCCCCACCUGGGGGGGUGCCUUUUACCUUGUCUUGGAGCGAAAGGAUGAGUAUGCAAAGCCAUAGGGAUUAAUCCAGAUAUAUACUUUUAUUGUCAUAGUUUAAGGAUCUCGUAUCAGUGGUUCUCAGACUCCUCAAGUACCCCCCAAUGGGCCAUGUCUUAUCAAUACCAUGUCAUUGACAUUGACUUAAAG